Bicyclus anynana (squinting bush brown) is the source of this 5545-nucleotide messenger RNA. RefSeq lists its product as uncharacterized. NCBI's taxonomy places the organism in Eukaryota, Metazoa, Arthropoda, Insecta, Lepidoptera, Nymphalidae. Bases 503 to 2173 code for a protein of 556 amino acids. The transcript is spliced from 8 exons. The record is from RefSeq and is a predicted model, not a curated record.
CCGCCAGAGCAAUGGCUCAAUAAACUCCGUAUUCCCACUUGAUCAGGAACUAUGUCAAUGAAAACCUAAAUAAAAAGUGUUCUUGUGUUAAUUAUAUAGAAAUAUUGUAAUAUUGUAUUACAUACAUAGUAAUAUUAAAAUUUCUGCACCCCUUCUUCUAUAUAAAUGUUAUAACAAAAUCUAUGUUUUUAACCUUAAGUUAAAACUUCUAUCCCUUUAAACGAUGUACCUACUAUAAAACUUCUAUCCCUUUAUAUUCAUCUUUAUAAUAAAUUAUGAGUUUAAAUGAUAAAAUAUAAAAUGUUAACACUCCACUUUGAUUUAACACGUUCGCUGCGGUAAGAGGUCAAUUGACCUCGUACAUCUAGCGGCUUCAAGAGUUACGAGGUCGAUGGACCUCGUACCGCACCACAAAGCUUUAGUGUGAGGUAAAAAACCUCGUACCGCACCAGAGGAAAGUGCAGAAAAAUCAGUGCCGCAGCGAACUUGUUAAUAUGAGUUUAUGGAAGAAGAAGAAGAAGAUAUGGUGAACAAUCCACCAAUUAUUAUAGAAUCAGAUAAAAAUGAGACGGGUUCUACAUUAACGACAUCGCUACUAGCGGGUCUCGGGGCCUGCAAAGUUUUAAGUGGCCCGAGGCCGGUGGCGGACAAGUUACGCGAAAUCGGCCACAAUAUUUCAAAUCCGGCUAUUAUCGACCAACCAACGCCAACACAUAGACGAUGCGACACCAGAAAAUAUAAUUAUGAACCUGUUGUAUGUGACAAGAGAACCCCUGAGUCAAAUACGACGUUAGUAGAACACACACCAGUAGUGCCCCCGGUUAUUAAUACGGUCAUAUCUAAAACCACCGCCAAUACACGUGCUACAUCUAAAAAAGAUAUCGAUAGUGUUGCCGUGUACAAUUUUAGUAGCGAGGAGGAUGACGAGUUUGAAAAGAAGCAAGCUCCUCGCAAAACGGCGAAGAUGACUAAGCCCAUGGGUAUAUCUAAAACCACCGCCAACACAACAGUUGAGAAAUUGGCGUUAUUACCAAUAACAGAUAUGAUCGAAGAGUGUGUUAGAGACUCUACUGUACUACUAAACUCGUCACUUUCAUCUUGUCGUAACGUACCCGCUACUGUCACUAUUGACAACAAACGUGGACAUAAAAGACCGAUAAUAGAAACGAUUGAAGACGAUUCCGAACCCUUAAAAAAAAUAAACAGGGGAAAGACUAAUAUGAAGGACAGGGCAAACACUAGUAUAACUAAGAGCACAGGAACUGACCGUCCACUAUUAGCACUUCAAGUCGAUACCGUUGAUGAGAUGGUUGAAUUAAUUGAAGACAUGGAUGACAAUUGUAAAGUCAAUUUGAACUCGUCGGAUUUGAUAGAAAAUGCACCGGAAGAAGUCGACGAUACUGAGAGUAAUAGUAAUAUAUCAAUAAACAUGCCAGUCGACGUUGUAACAGAUAAAACGUCAGGCAGGAGUACUGAUCAAUCGCUUGAUAUUCAGGAUUGUACACAUCGAUCCGAUGAAGAUAGUGUCCUGCGCACUCGCAGUUCGAAAUCGCAUGAAAAAGGCAAUAUUUCUGCAAAGGAACGCAGCACAAUUAGAAGAGCAAAGAACCAGCCGCAAAAAAGCCGCAAGGAAGCCAAUCGUAAAACGUUAUGUCCGUAUGAGUUGCGGAGUUUCUCGACGCAAAAUAGUACAAACAAAAGGAAGGAUGUCGAACGAGUAGUAAGGUCUACGCCGACCAAGCGAAAACGUGAAGCUAAUACUGCAUCAAAUAAUAAUGUCCACUCCACUACAUCGAGAGCAUGUGUAAUCAGAAACAACCAACUUCAACAAUCUGGAUAUGCUGAACUCAAAGAAGUCGUGUCUUCAAAUUUGAAAAAAAUAGAGACCAAUAUUCAAAAUCUUAGAAAAAAUAAAACUUUGAUGAAACUGCGUAAGAAAAUAAAAAAUGGGGUAAAUAAAUAUCACAGGACAAUACAGCAGCGCCUAAGAAAACAGAAAAUACUUAUGUUGAAAAAAUUUGCUGAAAUGGAAAAAUCAAAUCAUAACGAUGCGAAAAAUAUACUGAAGAAAAUAGAUACAGAAAUAACAAGAGUCAGCUGUAUGGAGACUAAAAAUAUGUCCGAUUUAAUGGAUAUGAAAGAAAAAAUCCUCGCUGAUCUUCGGCAUUUGUGAUUAUUAGCAUCAUUAAGUUAAAAUUAUGCCCUUUUCUGUAAAAUUAAAUUUAUGCUAGUUAAUAAGAUUAUAUUACCUAACUUAUACAGAGUGCUCGGGAAUAAUUUCCAUAACCUCAAGGUGUUGACAAGUAUACUUAUAGGAGCCGAACUGCAUAUUUAUUUUUUUACUAAAAAAAACUUGGACCAUCCAUGUAACACAAAGGAAAAAAAUUUGAGAUUUCCGGUUUAACAAUGCAACAAUUAACAUUGCAACUUGCAAUGUUAAUAGCCCAGUCGGAUAAAAUUGUUAAUUAAUUAAUGGAUAACUUUUUAUAAAGUUGCGAUAAAAAAUUUUUUUCUACGGCAUUCCAUGCUUUCAUUUGUCCUGUAUACGUCUGAAUUAUUUCAAAUUUUAAUAUCAACAUUUAAUAUGUUUAAAUAACAUUUUUCAUUAAAGCGCUCCAAUGGGGCGUGGCUUGCGGAAACGCGAGUACCCGUUUUCGGGCGUAUUUUCAGCUCCCUGUAAAAAUUAUUAAUAUUGGUCCUACAAUUUCGGGAAUCGGGUUUUUUUUAGGAAAUUUCCUACUCUUUUUUGAAUCUUUUUUCAAAAUUUAAAUAUCUCAAAUAGUUUUCGAGAUAUACCCAAAAAACUAAAACCCUUUUUUUUGUUUACUAAUUUGUUAAUAACUUUUGCAGGUUUUUCGAGCGGAUCUUGAAAUUUUUCAAAAACAUUCUAGAUGCGAUCCUGAAUCGAAUGAGCCCUCAACCAUAUUUUUCCGAGACUGUUAAAAAGUUUUGACCAACAAGGCAUUUGUUGACUAGACUAUUACAAAAGAAAUAUUUUUUACUCUGAAACUAAUUAUUUUAGAACACAUGUUCCUCAGACAUUUUUAAUAAUUUUUUCUUAGAGAAUAUACCCUAGAGAACCCUAGAGUUAUGGUAAAUACUCCCGAGCACCCUGUCUGCAUUGUGUUAGUUAGUUAGUUAAGUUGUUAAAGACACGGAAAUAUAUUUCGUUAUACGCUGUGGACGUCUGUUCAUUGGUGUGCACUGUGCAUGAAUGCACCAUAAAUACAAUAGAGUCAAAUAAUACAUAAAGCAUAUGCAGGAAGUUCUCAGAAACAGCUCCGAUUUUGAUGAUUUUUUUUAAAGUCAUGUUUCUUUAUGUUUCAGAAUCAGAAAAUUUUUGGUGCGUGGACGAAAUGAUUUAUAUUGUUAAAAAAUAUCUAUGCUUUUAUUUAAAAAAUAAUUUACCGUAUGCGGAAAACUAAUAAGCGAAAGAAAAUAUAAUAUUUUCUAUCACUUUCGAGGCGGUAUAAAUGGUCUAAUUAAUGAGCCGACAAUCAGUCAUUUACCGUUUUCCUAAAAAUAUUCAAAUUGUACCUCUCAAUAAAAAGUUAUACUUGGUUUUACACUAAAAUUAAUCAAUCGUCUUCUGUUUUCGUAAUGUAAAACCAACUAUAACUUUCUCUUGAGUUGUCCGAUUUCGAUAAUUCUUUUUUUAUUAUAAAGGGUACAUUUCGUAUAUGGUCCUAUAAACAUUUAAGAAAUCAAUUUCAACUCUAAGAGUAAGAAAACAAGAUAUGAUUGAUUGUUUACCCAUUCAUUUUAGUCUAAAACCAAGCAUAACUUUUUAUUAAGUAGUUAGAUUUUAAUAACUCUGAUAGAAAGGGUAUAUUCCGACAAUGGCCCCAUUAUAAGUUUGUGUUUUUAAAGUCGGUAGUGCUUUUUUUUAAUUAUUAAUUACAUAAAUAGCAUAAAUAUUGUUUGAAUAAUAUAAAUCAUUCCGUCCCCACUCCAAAAGGUUUCUGAUUUCAAAUAAUAUCAAGAAACAAACUGAACAAAAAAAAUCAUCAAAAUCGGAGCUGUUUCUGAGGAGGUCGAGAGUAAAUGCUCUGUUGAUUCGCCAACAUUAUAGUCUCGUUACUGUCAUACAAACGUUAUUGUUUACCAGCGGAACUGUUGGCCUAUUUAUAGUUUGCUCUUUUUUGUUUUUUUUUGCUUGUUUAUUGUUUACAUUUAUUGUGUUUAUUAGAGUUUAUGGUAUUUACAUAUCUUGUUACAUUUUUAAAUACUUGUUUUUUUAUAUUUCAAGACUUUUAAUAUGUCAAGACGGCCGCGUGGCGCAGUGGGUAGUGACCCUGCUUUCUGCAUCCACGGCCGUGGGUUCGAUUCCCACAACUGGAAAAUAUUUGUGUGAUGAGCAUGGGUGUUUUCCAGUGUCUGUGUGUAUUUAUACAUUAUAUAAGUAUUUAUAUGUAGUAUACAGGAAGAAAAUUUUUUUAGUGCGGAUAUUUUUAUAUUUUGUACAUAAACAAAAUUUAAUGAUCACGUAUUUUUUCUUUUUUUUUUUAACUCAAAAAUAACAAAAUUAUCGUUAGCUAAAGUUAUUUACUUUUGAACAGAAUUUUAGGGUCACCCUAUUGUGCGUUUAUUUUAUUUUCGUUUGAUACCUAAAGAACGUCACCAGAUCACUUUUAAGCUGAAUAUAUCUUGUUUAGUAAUAAUAUGUACAUUAUUUUGUUAUUUUAGAGACAUAAAUUAAAAAAAAAAUUACAUAAAAUAUAUCGAACUGUUUGUAGAUUUAUAUUCUAUUAAUGAUACAGAACCACGAAAAAAAAUAUCCGCACUAAAGACCGAAUCACCCUGUAUAAUUGUAUAUUAAUAUUAUAAUAUCAACUAUCUUAGCACCCAUAACACAAGCUACUCUGUAUGCUUACUUUGGGGCUAGAUAGUGAUGUGUAUUGUUUAAGUAUAUUUAUAUUUAUUUAGUAUAUUUAUAUUUAUAUUUUAUUUAUUUACAUACCUAGAUAUAGUACCUACUCUUAGACAUAGUUUGUUGGUCAACCUUUAAACAACAAUCAUAUAAUUGUUUAUACUGGCUGGUUCAAAUCAUUUGACAAAAUGUCAUUUACCUUCUGUGUAAUAUCCAGCCGUAAGCGCCGGAUAAAAUUAUUACAGAAUCUCAAAUUACAUAAUAUUAUGUCUACAGUGACAGUAGCAGUGAAUAAGAUCAAGCUUUGACUUUGACUUACAAUGUAUUUUGUUUUCUUUUUAUAUUGUGCAUCUGUUGUGUUUAUUAGAGUUUAUAAUAUAUAAAUAUUUUGUUACUUUCUUAAUUUCUAAUAUUUACACACCUAGAUAUAGUCUAUACAGUAUAUAAAUGAAUCUUAACAAUUAAAAAAAAAGAAAACAAAAAAGGUUCUGGCCGCCCUUCUGAUGUAUUGUCUUUUUUAUAAGUUGCCUAAAUAAAUUUCUGUGCAAUUUACCGGUCAAAUAUAUUAUUAAUGUACCAGUAAAUGGCGUGUACCAAUUUUGGUAUACGAAACUAUAUUAUGUUUCAAACAUUACGUUACUAGUAAGUAAUAAAUAUAUAUUUUUUGCAUGUUAA